UCACGAUUAUUAUCUUUAAUGAGAUUUUAAGUCAUAGUUAUGUUAAUUUUGAGAAUCUUUCUCUAUAUAUUAUACUAUACUAUGUUAUACUAUACUGAUUUUUUUUUUUAAUUGGCAGAAAUGGGCCUCUACUACGCUCUGGAUGGAGAUCAUGUGUAAUCUUAACAUAUAACAUAACACCAAUGCUAUUUUAACAUAACAGAUCAUACUAUAUUUUCCCCAAAUACACUCAGACCUAUAUGUGAGGUGUUCAGACAAAUGUGCAACAUAUGAUAUGUUGACGAAAAUUAGCAUGGAGUGAAAUUAGCAUAUUUAUAAAUGCUGCUUUUCUCAGGCUUCAGAAUGAGUGAAUAUGGAUACACAGGGAAGUAACAAAUGAUUGCAGUCCUUUUUCAUAAGCGGUAUUUAAAUCCACCAGUUAAAAAGGAAUCGAAUGAUCCUGCAGAACAACCCCCACGCACCCAGGUGAAGUUUUACAUUCCGAUCGAUUACUUCUGUUUAAAAGAAAAAGACCGUUUGUGGGGUUUGGCUGAGGAACAGCGGGAAGCCUGGCGCUCACGACGAGAGUGUGUGCUGAAAAAGCAAAAACUCCCAUCAAUGUGUUUCGUGAACCCAGGGACCAUCCCUGUGGGGGCUGAAGAAGCUUCAGAGCUUCUGCUCUUCGACGUCAGAUGGCUUCAAAGGCUGGUGUUUAAGUGCAGAUCUCUGCUCACUUCCACACUCAACUGCACCGAAGUGCUGGAAUCCUGACUGAAGUGGCAAGACUUUAUCCAGGAAGCUCUUUCCACAGCAGUGCCAUGCGUGUGUGCUGCAGUCACCUGGUCUUGGCUGCCAUCUUGUGGGCGAUGCCGUGCACCAGAGCAGCUGUGGCUCUGACCAACACCACAGAGCUCUCUCCGCUCAUUGUGGCUGAUUUUGGGAUUGAACUGAGCUGGAGGAACAGCAGCAGCGGCGGUGAUGCACCUCAUAGCCGGAGGAAGCGCUACAUUUCCUCCAGGGAUAUGAUGGCUUUGCUGGACUACCACAACCGUGUGCGAUCUCAGGUCUUCCCACCUGCUGCAAACAUGGAGUACAUGGUGUGGGAUGAGAGGCUUGCUAAAUCAGCUGAGUUCUGGGCCACACAGUGCAUAUGGGAUCACGGGCCACCACAUGUUAUGAGGUACACAGGCCAGAACCUGUCCUUCACCACUGGAAGAUAUAGAUCAGUCAUUGAGCUGGUGAAAUCAUGGCAUGAUGAGAAGUAUUCCUUCUCCUACCCCAACAGAUGCACCGGCUCCGUCUGCACCCACUACACACAGAUGGUGUGGGCCAGCACCAAUCGGAUUGGGUGUGCCAUCAACAGGUGUUCAAAUAUGUAUGUGUUUGGUGCUAAGUGGAAACAGGCCACCUUACUGGUCUGCAACUACUCCAUCAAAGGCAACUGGGUGGGAGAAGCUCCAUACAAGACGGGAAAGCCAUGCUCAGCUUGUCCUUCUAUUUAUGGAGGAUCAUGUAACAAGAAUCAGUGCUCCACAUCAAAACCCAGAACAAAGCUCAAGAGGUUUUAGUCACACUGAUUGACGUGAAUGAAUUGCGACUGUCACAAGAACUUGGAAGCACAUUUUUGUGUUGCACCACUAUUAACUCAGUUGAUUUCCUUUGUAAAAUAUUGCAUUUUUACACCUUUUAAAUGUUUUUUUAUUUUAUUUUAUUUUAUUUUUUUUUACUGUGGUCGAACUAAGAAAUCGUCACACACAGACCCGCUGAUUUAAUCGCUGUAGUCGUCCCAAGAGUUAGUCCUGUGACUCUGUUGUUGUCUCUUGUCCUGUCCCUGGACUGUUUGCACUGUUUUGUAUGUUUGCAUUACUGUAAGAGUGGCAUUGCCGUUAAGGUUCAUGUUGAGAGUUAAGCACUUUUAUGGUUUGUGUACACCCAAUAAAUUUUCUAACCUUGUGAUGGCUUA
Molecule: messenger RNA, 1942 nt
Organism: Ictalurus furcatus (blue catfish)
Lineage: Eukaryota; Metazoa; Chordata; Actinopteri; Siluriformes; Ictaluridae
Gene: r3hdml
Product: R3H domain containing-like
Exons: 6
Coding region: 798-1547 (249 amino acids)
Source: RefSeq, a predicted model, not a curated record